Messenger RNA from Rhagoletis pomonella (apple maggot), 3311 nucleotides. RefSeq names its product zinc finger BED domain-containing protein 1-like. The record is from RefSeq and is a predicted model, not a curated record. The coding region runs from base 157 to 2031 and encodes 624 amino acids. The transcript is spliced from 8 exons. NCBI's taxonomy places the organism in Eukaryota, Metazoa, Arthropoda, Insecta, Diptera, Tephritidae. Gene Ontology annotation, molecular function: protein dimerization activity; DNA binding.
CGAUGUUUUUGUGCAUGGAUGUUUUUGUGCAUCCCUAACUUGCCCCAUUUCAAUUCUGCAAAUUUGCUUGCGUUUAUUUUACACAGAGUCGAUAAUUUUAUGCGCCGUAUACACUUUGAGUUUGCUUACUGAAUUUUUCAUACAUUAUUACUAACAAUGAGCCCAAGUAUUGUGUGGCAGUACUACGAUAAAAAAGAAAAAGGAAUUGCGAUCUGCGUAAAGUGCGGGAAAUGCUUUAAGUACCACAGCAGCACAACCACGUUAAAAAACCACGUAGAAAAAGUACACAAAAUUAAAAUGGAGAAAACUGACAUCAUUGAGCUUGUGGACAACGAUGAUGACAAUGAGCCGAAUCAAAAGAAGUCUAAAUCUGUUUACCCAAUACGAAAUUCCUUUGAAAGAGCAGUAUCAUUUUCUGAUAACAGCACCAAAGGGAAGGAAAUUUCAAAUGCGUUAAUGUAUAUGAUAGUUGUGGACGACAUGCCACUUUGUACACCUGAAAAAGGGGGUUUUUUAAAGUUCUGCAAAACGUUGCAACCUUUAUAUAAAGUGCCUACUGAAAAAACAAUGACGUCAAAAAUUGAAACAAAAUAUAGUGCAAUCCGAUUGAAGGUCAAAAACGAACUCAGUCAGGCGAAAUCUGUAUGCCUCACAUCGGACAUAUGGACAAACUCUUCGACUAUGCAAAGUUAUGUUGGAGUAACUAUACACUUCGUUAAAGAAAACGAUAUGGUUUGUGUGGAGCUUGGGGCUUUUCCAGCUGAUUUUAAAAAAGACAUAGCAAACCUUAAGGAAAAACUUCGUGAAAUAGUUAAUAACUGGGGCAUCAGCGAUGAUCAGAUAAUAGCAUUUGUCACUGACGGAGGAGCCAAUAUCAAAGGCGCAGUGAAACAAGAAUUUGGAGAGCCGAAGCACGUAACCUGUUUUGGUCACACUAUCAAUAAUAUUGGUCAAGCGAUCAUUCAAAAUAACAAUGACGAUGCUAUCGACGAUGAUGAAAACGAAACGGAAGGAGGCACGCUAAAGGAUCUUUUAAAAAAGGUAAAGAAAAUAGUAAAGUUUUUUCGAACGAGCGAGGUGGCUGCGAAAAAGUUGAGAGAUUACCAAAAAAGCAACGGUCAGUCAAACUUAAAGCUGAUUCAAGAAGUGAGAACAAGGUGGAACUCUUGUUUUGAAAUGCUGGAACGUUUUAUGACAUUGUCUACAUGUAUUGCACAAGUAAUUCUUCAGCUACAAAUGGAUAAGAACACGAGGGCCCGCACGCCUAAUAUGGUCACUGCUGAAGAAGUGGACGCUCUUAAAGAAGUAACGGAUAUUCUUAAGCCUUUGCAUGAAAUUACAAGUGAACUCUGUGGUGAAAAAAAUGUAAACAUAAGCAAGUGCAUUCCAUUGGUUGCAGGAUUAAAAAAGGCAACAAUGAUCAUCGAACCGACUACAGCAAUAGGCAAAAUAGCAAAAGACGUCCUGUUGACCGAGGUCCAAAAACGUUACGCAAAUUUGGAGGCGGUGGUUAUUUACGGUGUGGCAACAAUACUUGAUCCAAGGUACAAGAAGGCUGCCUUCGAAAACUCAAUCUACUGUUCGCGGGCUGCUGCUUUUAUUGGUAACUUAUUAAUAACCAGCCAAACCCAAAGUAAUGAAUCUGUGGAAAGUAUCGCUGAGCUUCAAACAUCGGACGAAGGAGGCAUAUGGUCAUAUUUAGAUCAAAACAUUAGCAACAGUCAAUGCAAUAGAAGUAACGUUUCGGAAAUAAAUUCGGACCAGCUGCGAGCUUAUUUAAUCAGGCCAGCUGUUUCUCGAAAAUUAAACAAAAACCCUUUAACAACUUGGCAGGCGUUGAAAAAUGAUUUUCCUUUGCUUUUUCCAAUUGCCCAAAAACAUUUGUCAGUUAUGGCAACGUCAGUCCCAUGUGAGCGACUAUUUUCACAUGCUGGACUUAUAGCAACCCAGUUGAGGAACCGUCUCUCACCCGAACAUUUAAAUAUGUUAGUAUUUUUGCGGUCAAUUGAGGAAGAAAUGUGGGACAUAUGAGGCUAUUAGCGCAAGACUUGGUCUUGGUCUGUACAACCACUCUUACAGUGGCCGUAAAAAUAAUAGCACUUUAAUAUUUGGACAUGUUUUGACUUAAUUUUAAAAUAUUAUAUAUGUAAAAUUCAACAAAAUUUCCAAAUUAAAAAAAAAAGUUGGGUUGGCAGUUUCAAUUUUGGUAUUAUAAAAUGCAAGUUUGAAGUAGCUACAAAUUGAAAAAGUUUGAAAUUUUUUUUGCAUAUAUGAUAUUUGUUGAGGAAUGAACUACAUAUAUUUUUUAUAAACAAUUUAUGAACAUUGAACCAACAAAAGAAAAUGAAGUCAAACAUGUCCAAAUAUUAAAGUGCUCUAAUUUUUAUGGUCACUGUAGAUCCAAAAUUUUUUUUUCAUUCAAUUGUUGAUUUUUUAGAACUAUGUAAGUGGUACAACUUAGUUAUUUCCAGUGUUCUAUUUCGAUAAAAAUUCUUCAAAAGUGAUGGAAACUUUAACGAAUUUUGGAUAUGUAUUCUUAUUUUUCUCAGUAUAAAUAUUGAUACAUUGUUUUAAGGAAAAAUGAUUUAAAUGAAGCGUAUAUUUUUUUUAUUGAAUCUUGUGCAAACGGUUGAAAAUAUAAUGUUUGCGAAAUGUGUGAAACACGAAUUUAAUAUGUAAUUAUCUAUGUAUACAACCUUGUGGUCAGCUGUUUAAGUUAAAUGACAUUUUGACCAGUUUUGGCUAUUUUUCUUUUGGUUGUUAAACGUUUAUAAUUGUUCUAUAAAAGUCUAGCACAUUACAUAACCAGCACCAUAUAAACCCACAUUUCAAACACUUAACACAUUUUAAACAGCUGACCUCAAGGGUAUAUAAAAAAUAUAAUAAAAAAUGUGAUUUUAGAAUUACUAAAUUAAAGUACAUAAAUGCUAUAUAUAUGUAUACAUAUGAUGUACCUGUGUAAUCUAUAAUAGGACUGUUCGGGAUAUUGUAAAAAUGGUCUUGGCUUUGUAUUUGCAUUUGCAAAUUAUAUACUUGCCACCAUGGUAACCGUUGUGAAUUUACAAAUGCGCCGAAAUAUGCAAAUGCAAUACCAUGUGCACAUGAUCUUAUGGUCACUGCUGAACAGACCUAUUAUUUUGUUCCUUGUUUACUUAAAGAUCUCGCCUUAAAAAGCAAAAUCAUACAUUGUCAUUAAAUGUAAGAGGUUUUUAUUCGUUGUAUAAGUAUAAACAUAACAGAACUAUGUAAAUAUGGGCGAAUUUCCUUUGUAUUUGUAAAGCAAGAACUUAGUUUCUAUACAUCUACAUUUG